Molecule: messenger RNA, 3097 nt
Organism: Carcharodon carcharias (great white shark)
Lineage: Eukaryota; Metazoa; Chordata; Chondrichthyes; Lamniformes; Lamnidae
Product: mast/stem cell growth factor receptor Kit-like
Exons: 19
Coding region: 54-2315 (753 amino acids)
Biological process (GO): positive regulation of kinase activity; cell surface receptor protein tyrosine kinase signaling pathway; osteoclast differentiation
Cellular component (GO): signaling receptor complex; CSF1-CSF1R complex
Molecular function (GO): ATP binding; cytokine binding; macrophage colony-stimulating factor receptor activity
Source: RefSeq, a predicted model, not a curated record
UUUCACAAUGGGGGCUACAUCUGAUCAGUUCAGACCCAGUAACUGAGCAGACGAUGUAUCUGUACCUGGUCCUCCUCAUGCUGCCUGUUUCCUGUGUGGCAGGGUUUCAGCUUCAACUCGACACCAGGGAGCAUGUGCGACUGCGAGGCGAGCCCUUCUCGAUCACCUGCACUGGAAUUGCUGCUACUUUAGCUCUAUCUGUGAAAUGGUUUCAUCCACGAGGCUCUCCUGUCCAUUUUUCUGUGAACCGACGUUAUGGCAACUUUUUCACAAUGGGGGCGACGCUUCACAUUAACGCUGUGGAAAGAACUGAUUCAGGAAACUUCACCUGUGUUGCAGAGGAAGACGGGGAGAAACGAUCAGCCGUGUCAUUGUUGCAUGUUGUUGAGAGAGGUUACGUGCGAAUCUCUACUGAUCAGAAAACCAACCUGGAGGCAAACAUCGGGGAAAGCCUCCAACUCCAAGUGAAAAUUGAGGCCUAUCCUAAACUGCAACAGACUCGAUGGAUCUAUAAGAACAGGGAGAAUGUCAGUGAUCACAAGUCAACACUUACAGGGGAAUACAAUAGUUAUGAGAGUUCUCUCUCAUUGUUGCGACUGAAGGAAACAGAGAAUGGUGCAUAUACGUUCUUUGCAUCCAAUGGAGAAGCAAAUUCAUCGCUGACCUUCCAUUUAUUAGUAUAUCAAAAGCCAAUAGUGACCAUCAGAAAGGAUGAUGUAUUCCGCUGCCAUGCCAGUGGGUAUCCUGCUCCGGACAUUCAAUGGUACCAGUGCCCAGCUCACAGAGACAGGUGUGUGGAAAAUGGAACCAUCGACCCCAACUACCUGAUCCCCCAGCCGCACUCAUCCAUUCUUCCCGAGAGACUGUAUGGAAGGAAGGAGGUGGAGAGUGUGAUGUUGGUACGGGAGGUGAAGAUCGGCUCCCGGUUGGAAUGUUACGCUUCCAAUAAAGCUGGAGAAAGUUCCUAUGCCAUCACAAUCCCAGGUCACCCUGUCACAAAUGCCUUGUUCACCCCCUUACUCUCAGGCUCAGUGGCCAUAGCAGUUCUACUGCUCUUCCUCCUUGUUCUGCUGCUCUACAAGUACAAACAGAGACCCACUUACGAGGUCCGCUGGAAGAUUAUCGAGGCAGUCAAUGGGAACGACUAUAUCUUCAUUGAUCCCACCCAGCUUCCGUACAAUGAGAAAUGGGAGUUCCCCAGGGAGAAGCUCCGCUUGGGCAAGACGCUCGGAGCCGGGGCAUUUGGGAAGGUUGUCGAGGCCACUGCCUACGGACUGGGCAAAGAGGACUCAGCUACCAAGGUGGCAGUGAAGAUGCUGAAACCCAGUGCCCAUUCCACUGAGAAAGAGGCCUUGAUGUCAGAGCUGAAGAUCCUGAGUCACCUCGGGCAGCACACGCAUGUUGUCAACCUUCUGGGAGCUUGCACACUCGGAGGCCCAGUUCUUGUCAUCACGGAAUACUGUUGCUAUGGCGAUUUAUUGAACUUCCUGAAGAACAAGGCCCAGUACCUGAGUUGUAGCGAUGCACUGAAUAAUUAUAAGAACUUGUGCCACAACAAAAGGCCCCUAAGCGACUGCACAGAAGGUUACCUUCCCAUGAGGCCCAGACUGUCCAGUAUGAGCCCAAUGAUUUCUCGAACAGAUUCCCAAGCUGUUGAAGAAGAUGAAGACCCAUUGCCAUUGAACGUUGAGGACCUUCUGAGCUUCUCUUACCAAGUUGCUACUGGGAUGGAUUUCCUGUCCUCCAGAAACUGCAUUCAUCGUGAUCUGGCUGCGAGGAAUAUUUUACUGACGGAGGGACGGAUUGCCAAGAUAUGCGACUUUGGUUUGGCGAGAGACAUCAUGAAUGACUCGAACUACAUAGUCAAAGGCAACGCUCGUCUCCCAGUGAAGUGGAUGGCUCCAGAGAGUAUCUUUGAUUGUGUGUACACGGUGCAGAGUGACGUCUGGUCCUAUGGGAUCCUGCUCUGGGAGAUUUUCUCACUAGGUUCGAGCCCUUAUCCGGGAAUCCCUGUGGAUACCAGGUUCUACAAACUGAUAAGAAGUGGAUUCCAGAUGGACAGACCCAGUUCUGCAACUCCAGGAUUGUAUGACAUCAUGACAAAAUGCUGGAAUCUUGAGCCUACAGAUCGCCCAACCUUUGAUCAGGUUGUGAAGUUGAUCAAUAAGCAGAGGGGUGAAUUCAGUGAGCAGGAAUACGCAAACCUGCCCGUUGAACACACGGUCCCAGAAUCUCCCACCUGCCAGUCUCCGGAUCAGAGCUUCGAGGCAGUUGAUGAGACUCUGUUAUUGAUCAAUCCUUACAGCAAGAUCUGAAGGCUCACCAGUAGCAGCGUGAUGCAAAGGAAACCGGUUAAACUGUGCUUGUCUCUCACUUCUAAAGGAGGCCUCUUCACUGUUCUAGUUCCCAGGACUCAAUACUUUUAAAUCCCAUUUGCCUCGAUGCUUUUGACAUUAUUCACAGAAUGAGUUGUUGCAGAUUUAUUUUUACAAGACCGAAGGGAUUUAAUUGAUGGAUAUAAUUGACGAAUAAUACACCAAAAUCGAAGGGGGAAUCGGACAGUUAUUUGAGGGGGGGGAGAUUUAUUUUUGUAGCAGGGGAGGGUUGGGGCUGUGUGUUAGCUUUGCUCCUAUACGAUAGUCUCCCUACCACACUGAACAUUAAUAACCAGUAAUAGCAAAUAGCAAGAACAUUAUGGAACCUGGGGUCUAGGUGAUAUACAUCAAAUUUUAUGUUGCAUUAAAAGGAACAGGUGAGAGGGCCGUGGUCUGGCAACACAGGUGCUGUAGACCCACAUGUGGAACUUACCUGGAUCUUAACCCUUUCACUAACACUGCUUAUGCAAUUAAGUAAUUUGAACUAUGUUAUUUACUUGUGUAUUUUUCAACGGCUUUUAAAAAGCUCAGUACAAUACAGUACAACUUAUACUUAGUUUUAUUUUAAACUGGGGAAGCUCAAAGUUGUAUUCCUGUCUGUCAUAUCUAAACACAGUUAUUAUUUCCGUAUAUUUCAACUCUUUCUUGGACUCGAACGCAAGUUCUGUCGAAGGGUCAUGAGGACUCGAAACGUCAACUCUUUUCUUCUCCGCCGAUGCUGC